This is a messenger RNA of Brassicogethes aeneus, 3190 nucleotides long. The record is from the annotation of a GenBank genome assembly. NCBI's taxonomy places the organism in Eukaryota, Metazoa, Arthropoda, Insecta, Coleoptera, Nitidulidae.
CAAAGCAUCACCAAUUAACAAUUGAACGACAAACCGAACAACACUGGCCCUAGCACGUAACCUUGCGGCACCCCGUGCCCACAAAGGGCUGAAAUCCAUGAGAACAAUAAUGUCAAAUUCAUAUUGAGUGGUAAAUUCGAGAUGGUGGGAUUUUUAGACGCUAAUUUUAUACGAAUUUCGAAGCAGUAGUCAAUUGCCAAAGCGUCGGGGCGUCGGGCGUCGAGGACAUUCAUACGUACGGGUUAUCUAACCGAGAAAAAAUGUGCUAAGUGAUUUUUUGACCUUUAAAAAUUGUGUUUUUGGUGGAAAAGAAACUUGGAGUGAUUAUAUUAAUUUUAAUUAAUUAAUGUCGAAGUAAUUUUACAGCCAAUUUAAAGGACAUAAAAUACUUUUCUUUAAUUGUACGAGCGUUGGCCUAGCACCAGGCUAAUUUAUGUAUUAUUUAUAACACACAUUAAAGUUAUUUUAAUUGGUUUUCAAGCAAAAAUCUUCAAUGAACCUUAAAAUAUCCUUAGUGCAGUUCUUAAGUGAUGACAAGUGAUUUUUAAGUGUAAAAAUUACAGAAAAAACACUAAAAAUGUGUAACUGUUGCUGUUGUAAAAGUAAACCACCAAUAACGGUCCCAAUUAAUUUGAAGAACCAGUCAGAAACCUACAACUGGAAGGGACCAGACUUAAUACGAGUAUCCAGAUUUUUCAAAGACGCUAAAGAAGGUAAAUUCGUCAGCUUUCUAUACCCAGAUUCAAGAACCAUCUAUGAAUCGUUCAGACGGGGCGCUAAAGAGUCAAAUAAUGGACAAUGUCUAGGUUGGAGGGAAUCAUACUCAAAACCCUAUCAAUGGUUGAACUUUAAUGAAGCUCUUCUCCGCGCUAAAAACCUAGGUUCCGGCUUGGUUUCGCAAGGGUUCACCCCUGGAACCAACACCAUUAUAGGAGUCUACUCCCAAAAUUGCCCAGAAUGGAUUCUGACAGAGCAAGCUUUAUACUGCUACAGCAUGGUCCUGGUACCACUAUACGAUACCCUAGGCCCCGACGCAUGUGCCUUUAUCAUCAAACAAGCCGAUAUAAACGUAGUAUUCGUGGAAGACGAUGCAAAAUGCAACCUUCUGAUGGAAAAAUCACCCAGAUGUCUCAAAAAGAUGAUUAUUUACAAAGAUAUACGUCCAGCAACCAGGCAGAGGGCCAAAAAUUUGGGCAUCGAGAUCAUCAAGAUGGCCGAUCUCGAAAUGCUGGGUUCCAAGACGAACCACCCGGAAAUGCCACCAAAACCGUCAGAUCUGAGUACAAUCUGCUACACCAGCGGAACCACGGGCAAUCCUAAAGGAGUGAUGCUCACGCACGAGAACGUCAUAGCCUCGGUGAGCGCAGUGAUUAUGCAACAGGGGGAGCACAGGCCCAGACCUGAGGAUACGAUGAUUUCCUUUCUUCCGCUCGCGCAUAUGCUGGAGAGGUGCUGCGAAAUCGCCAUGUUCAUGAUGGGCGGUUCCGUUGGGUACUACCUGGGCGAUAUAAGGAGGUUAUCAGACGACAUGAAGGCCUUGAAACCGACGAUUUGCCCUGCCGUACCAAGGUUACUCAACAGGAUCCACGAUAAGGUCAUGGGUGAGAUCAAUCAGAGUUUCUUGAAGAAAAUGUUGUUCAAUAUGGCUAUGAACGCGAAGGAGGGGGAAAUUAAGAGAGGGAUCAUUAGGAAUAAUAGUUUUUGGGAUAUGUUGGUGUUCAGGAAGGUUCAAGAAGGGAUGGGUGGAAGACUUAGACUGAUGCUGGUGGGUUCUGCACCCUUGGCAGACAACGUUCUGACCUUCAUAAGGUGCUCUCUUGGGUGCUUGGUUGUAGAGGGUUAUGGACAAACCGAAUGUUGUGCACCUAUAUCUUUGACCAUACAAGGUGACUGGGUUCCUGGACAUGUAGGGCCUCCAGUACCAUGUUGUUGCGUCAAGUUGGUAGACGUCCCGGAAAUGGAGUACUGGUCGAAGAACAACCAAGGAGAGAUUGUGGUGAAGGGCACCAACGUGUUCCAAGGUUACUACAAGGACCCAGAAAAGACCCAGGAGACAAUAGACGAGAUGGGGUGGCAUCAUACAGGCGACAUUGGAAUGUGGUUACCAAAUGGAACCUUGAAGAUCAUAGAUAGGAGGAAACAUAUUUUCAAGCUCUCACAGGGAGAAUACAUAGUACCGGAAAAAAUCGAAAGUAUAUACAGUAGAUCGCAGUACGUUUGCCAACUUUUCGUCCACGGAGAAUCCUUAAAGUCGUGUAUUAUUGCUAUUGUGGUACCUGAUGUCGACGUAAUUAAAUGCUGGGCCUCAGAGAAUGGCAUUAGCGGCACUUUCAGUGUUUUAUGUAACCAUCCGGAAGUAAAACAGUUGAUUUUGGACGAUAUGAUCACCAAAGGCAAAGAUGCUGGUCUUAAGUCGUUUGAACAGGUUAAAGAUAUUUAUUUGCACCCAGACCCCUUCAGCGUCCAAAACGGCCUACUGACCCCCACAAUGAAGUCCAAACGCCCAGAAAUCAAGUCCUACUUCAAACCCCAGCUAGAAGACAUGUAUAGCAAGUUAACUUAAAUAGAUUAUAAUCCACCAAAGUUUCCGCAAUUUUAGAAUCAGAAAGACUUAAUUUUUAGCAAUACUAUUCGAUUAUAUAAAAAAGAGCAUAUCUAUUUUCAACGGUCGGGAUACAAUACGUAAGGCUUUUUUGGUGCCAAAUGAAAGCGCGGCCCCUUAAUGUUUAUCGGAGUGGAGGAAGACCCCUUAAGGGUGUUUUAUCGGCACUUUUUUCGCUAUCCCGACGUUUUAAUCGACUUAUUGCAAGAAAUCCACCGAUUUUUUGUAAUUUUUAUAAAAAGGUUCCUUGGCUCAUCUGCUAAUAAAAAAACUGCUCGAGGCUAUAUCUUCGCCUAGGUACAUACAUAGAUACAAAAAAUUCAGUAAUUGUUAUUAAUUACAAAUUUUAUAACCUGUUAAUAAGUUUUUUCAACGUAAUAUUAAAAAUAAACUGUCUUAAGUUUACAACAAUCACUUAAAAAUUAUUUUUAUUUUUUUUUCGCUUUUUAUUUGUUGUUCUUGCCUUUAUUUAGUGAUAGCACUUUUUAGUAUAAGUUAGACAUACCUAGUUACAAGUUGUUUUGUUAUUUUAUGUUAAAGGAAUUGUAUCUAAGUUUACUGUACUUAAUAAAAAUAUAUUUACAGUAA